Mirounga angustirostris (Northern elephant seal) is the source of this 1221-nucleotide messenger RNA. RefSeq names its product CKLF like MARVEL transmembrane domain containing 7 (gene CMTM7). Bases 65 to 589 code for a protein of 174 amino acids. Gene Ontology annotation, cellular component: membrane. Lineage: Eukaryota; Metazoa; Chordata; Mammalia; Carnivora; Phocidae. The transcript is spliced from 5 exons. The record is from RefSeq and is a predicted model, not a curated record.
CGCCCGGCUUAUCUGGCCGGUCGGCCGCGGCCGGGCAGGCGGCGGACGGGCAGGGGGCCGCGCGAUGUCGCACGGAGCCGGGCUCGUCCGCACCACGUGCAGCAGCGGCGGCGGCGGACCGGGGGCCGGCGCGGGGCAGCCGGGCGCGAGGCCCUCGGAGGGGCUGCUGGACCCCGUCUACCCCCGCACGUACUCGGCCCUGCUGAAAGUGGCGCAGAUGGUCACGCUGCUGAUCGCCUUCAUCUGCGUCAGGAGUUCUGUGUGGGUCAGCUACAGCGCCUACAGCUACUUUGAAGUGGUCACCAUUUGCAACUUGAUAAUGAUCCUCGCCUUUUACCUGGUGCACCUCUUCCGCCUCUACCGCUUGCUCACCUGCAUCAGCUGGCCGCUGUCGGAACUUCUGCACUAUUUAAUCGGUACCCUGCUCCUCCUCAUCGCCUCCAUUGUGGCGGCCUCCAAGAGUUACAGCCAGAGCGGACUGGUAGCUGGAGCGAUCUUCGGUUUCGUGGCCACCUUCCUCUGCCUGGCGAGCAUCUGGAUGUCCUACAAGAUCUCGUGUGUGACCCAGUCAGGAGAUGCAGCUGUGUGAUGCCAGCCCAGGCCCGGCCCCGCGGGAGGCCCUGCGCACAGGAGGGUCAGUGGGCCAGCCCCCACGAAGGGCUUCUGACCCCAUGAUCUUGUGCCAAAGCCCCGUCCACGCGGGUGGGCACAGGAGGGGGGCUUCGGCGUCCUCCAGGGCUCCUGAGCCGCGCGGAGCCUCUCUUUCCAGUCGUCCUUGGAGAAUAGUCCUCCCCGCCCGGGAAAGAAAACCAGCCUCCAGGGAAAUCUGGUCUCUCCCUCCUGCUUUGAGAACCACCUGCCUCAGGGACUGAUGACCCCACUUAACCCACGAGGGAGGGGUUUCUGAAAACUCCUGCCUAACUCUGCUUCUACUUCACAUUCCUCAGGGGAGUGAAGCCGCCUUAAGUCCUCUUAGAGAAACCAAGCCAUCUCCUAAUUUAUCCAGCUUGGAAAGCCUCUCUCUGGAGAGAGCCUCUUCCUUAAGUGAGGCAUGUCUGCAGAAGCACUCUGUGGUCAGCCUGUCCCCAGAGAGGAGACCCCGGCUCCUUCCGGGCUUCAGCCUGAAUUCCCAUUGUGUGUGUGUCUGUGUGUUUGUGUGUGUGUCGGUGUGUGGGCGUGUGUGUGUUUUGUAAUAAAAUAUUGACUUGGCCAAUUGCACAA